CCGUUUUGGCUCAAGCUUUUUUGGGGCCCGAGCCGCUUCGGUGGGCUCCAGCUACCGUACCCUUACGACCGGGCUGCGGUCGACGGCCCCCGGCUCACGAUGGCCGCUCGCGCCCUCUGGGCCGUGGCGCAGCAGGCGUCGCUCGCGGGUGCGAUCGCCGUGGCCCUCGACCGGACGGCGGGGGCCGGGCACGGCGGAGGGGUGCAGGGCCGCGCGGCCGCCCGCCUCGGCGUGAUGAGCAAGUCCGGGGUCACGCGGUAUAGCGCCCGGCAGAUUGGGAAGGCACGCAGCGCCGAGGGGGCCUACUGGCCGGACUCCAGCAGCCGCGGCAACUCGCUCUACGCUGGCGCGGAGGACCUCACGGACAACGUCUCGUGGGGGUGGCACCACCCGAGCGGGGUCUACAGCACCAUCCCGGUCGGGGCGCCCCUCAUCGACGGCGAGCUGAACAUCUACGUCGGGUCGGACGACGCCAUCCGGAAGUUCGACGUGUCCGGGGAGCUGCUCUGGAGCUACGCCCCCCGCGGCCAGCUCGCCGCCGCCCCGUCCAUCGCCAUCGGCUCGGUGUCGCGGCGCCUGGCGGUGGCCCCCACCGAGGUCUCCGCCGAGGAGGAGGCGGCCCUCCAGCCAGACUGGGCGAAACGGGGGGACGAUCCCGAGGUCCCGUACGAGACCUUCUUCGCCCAGGUCAAGGUCGGCGACCGCCUUAAGGUGCGCCCGGGCAAGGCGUUUGUCGGGGACGGCGGCAAGGACCUCUACAGGGACGGCGACCAGGGCAGGAUCAUCAACGUCCUCAGGCAGGGAGGCUACGGCGAGCGCGUGGUCAUCCGGUGGCCACGCACUGGCCACGAGAGCGUCGCGAGCCUCGCCUCCCUUGGCAAGAGGUUCGUGCGCGUCGCCAGCGAGGUCAGUGCGGCCGCCCUGCCGCCCAUGCUCGUCGGGAGCACCACCUCUGGCUACGUGUUCGCGGUCGGGCUCAGCGACGGGGAGGAGAUCUGGGCGACCCAGGCCUCCGAGCAGAUCGCGGGCGUCAAGGGGGCCGUUGGUGCCAAGGACGGGGUGGUCGUGGUCGCGACCAACCGCUGCACCGACCGGUACUGCUACCGGUACCGCAACCAGACGAACCCACUCACGCCGAGCAACUCCAUCGUGAGGGGCCUCAGCGCAGCGGACGGCAGCGCCCUCUGGUCCUACAGGACGCGGUCGCCCGUGUGGAACAUGGUGCCGCAGUGGGGUCCUAACGACACCGUCAUGUUCCAGGACUUCGAGGCCAACGCGUACUGCCUCAACUUCAAGACCGGCGCGCCAUGGGCACUUACACGAACGCCGCCGCCGUGUACGACGCGGCGUCCGAGCGGUUUUUCUCGAUGGGCGCCAAGGAGUACGAGCACAAGUAUUGCAACCCGUACCCCGCGCCAGGUGUCCUGCCCCACUGCAACACGUGGCCCGGCUCCGCAGGUAUGA
Messenger RNA from Prorocentrum cordatum, 1464 nucleotides. NCBI's taxonomy places the organism in Eukaryota, Dinophyceae, Prorocentrales, Prorocentraceae. The record is from the annotation of a GenBank genome assembly.